Messenger RNA from Bacidia gigantensis, 2643 nucleotides. RefSeq lists its product as uncharacterized. The record is from RefSeq and is a predicted model, not a curated record. The coding region runs from base 1 to 2643 and encodes 880 amino acids. The transcript is spliced from 6 exons. NCBI's taxonomy places the organism in Eukaryota, Fungi, Ascomycota, Lecanoromycetes, Lecanorales, Ramalinaceae. Gene Ontology annotation, cellular component: cell septum; cell periphery. Gene Ontology annotation, molecular function: chitin synthase activity.
AUGGCCUAUCAAGGCCCUCCCGGAGGAGGUUAUGGCGACGGGCACAGACUGCAAGAUAUGCCCCCAGGAAACCAAUACCAUUUGCCUCCGCAUGAUAAUUCUGACGAGGAGGAUGAACGAGCUCUACUGCACGAAGGUCACGGUCCUUUCGCAGGACCUUUCGAUGAGCCCCACUCGCGAACAGCAACUCCACCCGUCCGACCAGCCUCUAACUAUACGUUAUCUGAAUCAUAUGUUGGCGAUGGUAAAUCUUCAGCAACUUCACACAGCGGUGGCUAUCACGAAAACUACCUCCAAGACCCAACCGCCGCCUUUGGCGUGCCAGGACGAACCCCAUCUCCGUAUGAAAGGAGCGAUUCCGGGUCAACUGAAGCAUGGCGGCAGAGACAAGCCCCUGGAGCGAGCUUGAAACGAUAUGCAACUCGAAAAGUCAAGCUCAUUCAGGGCCAAGUCCUGAGCGUUGAUUAUCCCGUCCCUAGUGCUAUCCAGAACGCUGUCCAGGCCAGGUACCGUAAUGAUCUGGAAGGAGGAAGCGAAGAAUUCACCCAUUUGAGAUAUACUGCCGCGACGUGCGAUCCAAACGAGUUCACACUUAAGAAUGGCUACAAUCUCCGACCUGCAAUGUAUAAUCGACAUACAGAACUUUUGAUCGCCAUUACAUACUAUAAUGAAGACAAGGUCUUGACAGCUCGAACCCUGCAUGGGGUCAUGCAGAACAUUCGGGACAUCGUGAAUAUCAAAAGGACUGAGUUCUGGAACAAAGGUGGGCCUGCCUGGCAGAAAAUAGUAGUGGCAUUGAUUUUCGAUGGAAUCGAUCCAUGCGACAAAGGAACUCUUGAUGUCCUCGCAACUGUUGGUAUCUAUCAAGACGGUAUCAUGAAAAAAGACGUUGAUGGUAAAGAGACUGUUGCACACAUUUUCGAAUACACUACCCAACUUUCCGUGACGGCAAAUCAGAAGCUAGUUCAGCCUCAAGAUGAAAGUCCCGCCACUUUACCGCCUGUGCAAAUGAUUUUCUGCUUGAAGCAGAAGAAUAGCAAGAAGAUCAAUUCCCACAGGUGGCUCUUCAAUGGUUUUGGUCGCAUUUUGAACCCGGAAGUAUGCAUCCUGAUUGACGCCGGGACGAAACCUGGCGCAAAAUCCCUCUUGGCUCUCUGGGAGGCUUUCUACAACGACAAAGAUCUCGGUGGAGCCUGUGGGGAGAUCCAUGCUAUGUUAGGACCGGGCUGGAGAAAUCUUAUAAACCCACUUGUGGCUUCGCAGAAUUUUGAGUACAAAAUCAGCAACAUUUUGGACAAGCCCUUGGAGAGUUCCUUUGGCUAUGUGAGCGUGUUACCAGGAGCAUUCUCGGCCUACCGAUUCCGUGCAAUUAUGGGCAGACCCCUCGAGCAAUAUUUCCAUGGAGACCAUACAGCAACUCUUAUCAACAAGGGGAAAGGCAUCGAGAAUAUGAAUAUCUUCAAGAAGAAUAUGUUCUUGGCCGAGGACCGCAUCCUUUGCUUUGAGCUCGUUGCCAAAGCCGGGGCCAAAUGGCAUUUAACCUACGUCAAAGCAUCUAAAGCUGAGACUGAUGUACCUGAAGGGGCUCCCGAAUUCAUUGGUCAACGCCGCCGCUGGCUAAAUGGCUCCUUCGCAGCAAGCAUAUACUCGUUGAUGCACUUCGGAAGGAUGUAUAAGAGCAGUCACAAUAUAGUCCGCAUGAUCUUCUUCCACGUACAGAUGCUGUACAACGUGUUCUCUGUGAUUCUCGCGUGGUUUGCUUUAGCGGCAUUCUGGCUUACGACCAGCGUGAUCAUGGAUCUUGUCGGCCUCCCCGGCCAGGCAAAUGACAAUCACGCGUUUCCCUUUGGAAAUACGGUAACUCCCAUUGUCAAUACCGUAUUCAAGUACCUCUAUCUUGCGUACGUCAUGCUGCAAUUUAUUCUUGCAUUAGGAAAUCGACCAAAGGGUUCGCGAUGGACAUACAUCAGCUCUUUCAUCGUCUUCGCAGUCAUUCAACUAUACCUAAUCGUGUUAUCCUUGUAUCUGGUCAUUCGUGCUUUUACGGUUCACAAGGAGGGACAGACCUCAAUCGACCUCGACGAUGGAGUGAGCCCGUUUUUCAGAUCCUUCUUCUCCUCAUCCAGCGUAGGGAUCAUCAUUAUCGCCCUCGUCGCCACAUUCGGAUUGUACUUUGUCGCCUCCUUCAUGUACCUUGACCCGUGGCACAUGUUCACCUCGUUCCCUCAAUACCUUUUGACUAUGUCAUCCUACAUCAACAUUCUCAUGGUCUAUGCCUUCAGUAAUUGGCAUGAUGUUUCUUGGGGAACAAAAGGCUCGGACAAGGCAGACGUCUUACCGUCUGCACAAACAACCAAAUCCGGAGAUGGAAAGGCAGCGGUCAUUGAGGAACCGGACAAACCACAGGCAGAUAUUGAUAGUCAAUUUGAAGUCACCGUCAAGAGGGCACUGCAGGAAUACAAAGACCCUGUUGUUGUCGAGAAGAAGACCCUGGACGAUUCGUACAAAAGCUUCAGAACGAAGUUGGUUACUGCUUGGAUCUUCUCUAACGCAUUGCUCGCAGUUGUUAUUACUAGCGAAAGUUUUGACAAAUUUGGGCUCUCGGUAUGUCUCCACGAUUCUGAUCACAAGAAGGAAAACUGA